AUGCCAAGAUCAUUUUUAAAGACGGUCAAAGUGAGCAAAAAGCCCCAGCGUUAUGCUCCAUCUCCCAUCGAGGACUCGGAAGAAAGCUACCCCGCCUCUCCCGGGAUAGCCGUCACUGCUGAGCCCAGAACUGGAAGUGCUUUUACACCCGUUACUCCAAAGAAAAAAGAUGCUUUGGAUCUCAGGCUACCCACCAAUGGCGAGAUCAACCCCCAUCAUCGAUAUAUGCUCGUCCAACCUCCCCAGCCGUCAUCGCGACCGUUCCCGUUCACCGAUUCGUCCACGGCAGCCGUCCCGACCAAGCAACACAGUCCGACUCUCAGCAUUGAACAGCGCCUCGCUGACCUCACCAACGCUCGUCGUCAUCCAGGCCUACCCGUUCCGGCCAGUACGGCUGGUAGUCCACUCCCUGGCAGGCCGUCUUCGGCUGAUGUCCCUCCUUCCACGAUGCAGUUGGCGCUGACCGUCCCGAAGCUGCAUAACAGUACCAGUCCAAGGCUGAGGCCAGAUAUUGCCCCCUUGACCAUCGGGGAUGGUAGCCCUACCAAGGCAAGUGGCUACCGGUUUCAAGGAGAGAUUUCGAGCUAUGAUAUCCCUUCACCCCCGUCAAAUGAUUUCAUCAGUCGGGAGAUGAAUGAAUUACUCAAAGACGGUCGACUCAGUUACACCGACGUUUACCGCGCUCGAUUUGCCCAGCUAGAGAAGGACAUAAUUGGCACCUUGUCACCAGAAGAUCUCCGCUGGUAUAACGCCAAAGUGGGUCUCGCCAUCCCAAAUUUCGCCGCGUACCGUUCACCUCCGUAUUCGAUGGUCCAGCAUGCUCACGCGCGUCAUCAGCACGAAAAGACGCUGACACGUGACGGUAUCGUCCAUGGUGAGCCACCGCGUCUCCCCGGCGGCGGGAUUCCGCUAACACCAAGCAACGUCCGUAUUCCCGAGCACCACUCGCAUCAUCUCCAGCAGCGGUUGUCUCCAGAGGUUGACGAGGUCAGCGAUUCAAAGCUCCUCGAUUCGCCGCCAAUUGGCGUCGGUCCCCACUGCACAUUCAACUGUCUGGACUGUGGAAAGGUGUUCAGUACGCCGCACGGGUUGGAGGUCCACGUGCGACGUUCCCACAGCGGUAAGCGUCCUUUCGCCUGCGACAUUUGUCACAAGACGUUCGGCCAUGCUGUCAGCCUCAGUCAGCACCGCGCCGUGCACUCGCAGGAGAGAUCGUUCGAGUGCAAGCAGUGUGGAAAGACAUUCAAGAGGUCAUCAACGUUAUCAACCCACAUGCUGAUCCACUCAGACACCAGGCCAUAUCCGUGUCAGUACUGCGGCAAGAGGUUCCAUCAGAAAUCAGAUAUGAAGAAACACACCUACAUACACACAGGUAAAUACCAACUUGUUUUAUUUGGAAACUGCAUGGUGAUGUUUACUCCCCCCCCCCUCCCCACACACAUACUCGCAAACAUGCCUUUAUGACUUUAUGAAAUCAGGAAAGAUACUUUGUGUAGUCUUCAAUUGCCUUUACGCCACUCACUUCAUAGAUCUUCCACCAGCGUGUCAUUUUGUACAGUAUUAUUCGGACAGGGGACAAAAUAAUAUCUUAGUCCACAAUCUUCACCGUUUUUAAACAUGUUUUCAUCUACAUUUGAUGAAUUAUGUUCUUUUGCAUCGAGUUCAAUUGUGUAUGGUUACUUACUACGUUCACCUAUUUGCAUGUAAUAACGGUAUUGCAAAAUAAAGCAUUUAUGAAAAAAAUAAAUGUACGACAUUUUACACCACAUCAUUAAAGCUUUUCAAAUUUGGAAAGAGAAGAGGGGAUAGUGUGAACAUUUGAAAGGUGUACUGUCUUGCAUUUAUCUCUUUUACUUCUCGCUGAACAAUGUAGACAUGGUAGCCGGGCAAAAAACAAGAUACUUAAGAGAUUGCUUUUCAUAGAUUACCUCAUACAUUCCACUGUUGGUGAGAGAUCUAAGAAAAGGAUUUGUGAAGGUAAAUCUGUUUCGAUCGUUCCAAAUCAAUCUUUCUUGAAGCAAACACAAUUUACAGCCGAGUCAUCUGAUCAAUAUUCCUCCCAAAAGAAUGCAUCGAUUCGAUCGGACCGGGCGAACGAAGGCAAGGGAGAGGGGGACAUAAAAGACAAAACUGAAAGCGCUAAGCAGAUUUGUAAAUAAUCUAAAUCUUAAUCUGUUGCUAUCAGACAUUGUUUCAAAAGGCCAGUACAAGGAGGGGAACAGUUAUCGAUUGAGUCGCGAUUUGAACCGAAAAAAUAAUCGAUACAUUCUUUGGCGCCGAAAUACGGAGGUGAUUUUUUUUCUUCAUCUUUUGUGCAAUAUGCGCACAGGUUGAUUUUCGCACGGCUUCCCCCCUAGUCUGUCAG
Molecule: messenger RNA, 2365 nt
Organism: Lytechinus pictus (painted urchin)
Lineage: Eukaryota; Metazoa; Echinodermata; Echinoidea; Temnopleuroida; Toxopneustidae
Product: zinc finger protein 747-like
Exons: 3
Coding region: 1-1464 (487 amino acids)
Biological process (GO): regulation of transcription by RNA polymerase II
Molecular function (GO): DNA-binding transcription factor activity; RNA polymerase II cis-regulatory region sequence-specific DNA binding
Source: RefSeq, a predicted model, not a curated record